Corythoichthys intestinalis (scribbled pipefish) is the source of this 2675-nucleotide messenger RNA. It is a transcript of the gene rspo2, whose product is annotated as R-spondin 2. Lineage: Eukaryota; Metazoa; Chordata; Actinopteri; Syngnathiformes; Syngnathidae. Bases 609 to 1346 code for a protein of 245 amino acids. The transcript has 6 exons. The record is from RefSeq and is a predicted model, not a curated record.
GCGUGACAUCAGCACGGCUCUAUAUGAGGAAGGAGGCAGAAAGCAUCAGGACCAAUCUGGAGUCAGUCACCGCUCAACCUCAGCAGCGCGCGCGGAAACGCACACGCCGCGCAUUGACCGGCCACUCCGUCCAAAUACAGCAACGCGUGGUUUUAACGAAACUUUGAGGAAUCACGGAAUCUAAGUAUUUGACAGAAUUCUGCCUCUCGUGAACGUCCACGCUGCAACGUCGUACUAUCGGAUCUCUGAUUUCUUCUUGGAAAGUCAAGUUUUGUCACACAAGGAGUGAUGCUGCGUGUUCUCGAGCCGCACUUGCGCAUGAGGGGAACCUAAAAUAAUAGCGUGACCGGAACGGAGUAACAAUUCAUCAGAUGAAAGCGCACCGACUAGGAGGACACUCAUACUCAGCGGAGGAUCAUCUCGCUCCAUAAAAUGAUCCCAAUUGGCGACUUAAUACAAUGUCGCAUCUCGUCUGAUGUGUGACAAAUUUGCAGCUGGACUAAAAAUAGCUCCAGGAGAACAUUUACAGAGUCUAAUACAUCAUCGCAGACCAGCUUGGCACCCACGCUUUUUUAAACCGGGGUCCGGACAACUUCCUCGCCGUCCAGAUGCAGUUUCGACUCUUCUCAUUUGCCCUGAUAGUAUUGAACUGUAUGGAGUACAGCAACUGUCAGGCGCCGGUACAACGCUGGAAGAGAAACAAAAGAGCUAGCUAUGGAGCGUACCCCAUCUGUAAAGGCUGCUCGGUUUGCUCCAGAGACAAUGGCUGUGUAAACUGUCAGCCCAAACUCUUCCUGUUUCUGCGGAGAGAAAGGAUGAGACAGUAUGGCGAGUGUCUUCAUGACUGUCCAGCUGGUUAUUACGGCAUGCGUAGCCCCGAACUCAACAUGUGUUCCAGGUGCAGGAUAGAGAACUGUGAGUCUUGCUUCAGUAAAGACUUCUGCACCAAAUGCAAGUCAGGCUUUUACCUACACAAAGGACGAUGUUUUGACAAGUGCCCCGAGGGCUUUGCCCCACUAGAGGAUUCCAUGGAAUGCGGAGAUGGCUGCGAGGUUGGGCAGUGGAGUGAAUGGGGAGCUUGUACCAGAAGAAACAAAACCUGCGGUUAUAGGUGGGGUCUUGAGACCCGGACGCGGCACAUUGUGAAGAAACCACCCAAGGACACAAUACCGUGUCCCACUAUUGCUGAGUCUCGCAGAUGCAAAAUGGCCAUGAGGCACUGCAGGAGAGGAGGUUCAGGGAAGCAUCGAUCCAAAGACGCAAAGAAGAAGAACAAGCAGAGACUGCGAUUUUGGGCCCAAAACCAGCACAGUGACCACUUGGCCUCUGCACGCUCCAGCCAGUGAGGCCUGAAAAAAUGGACUCACCGAUGAACAAAGAACUUACGCAAAGCUGCUAGCUGCAACCAUGCUCUGAUCGACAAAUAUCACCAAACACCGUCAACCUCUACUGCCUCUAAGACCUGUAAUAACAUCCCACCCACCUCACCUACUAGAACAUCACCAUGAUUUGAAAAUGUUACUGCAAAUGUGUGUCUACUAUACAUUAUCAGUAAAAUCAUACUUCACGCACCUGCCUCUUGCUGCUUCACCAUGGGCUGCACUUUUCAGCUCGGUGACUUAUUCCCACAACCCCACCUAUGCCUUGUCUUGCAGACCAUUCCAGUUGAAAUUGUUGAAUUUCCCCUCAAUAACGAUUUCAUGAUGACAGAAAAUGGAAGGGCAACCACAGACUGGCAAACAAAAAUAGGGGGAGGGAGAAGAGAAAGGUCAUGAAAGAGUUGGCAAACUAUAUUGUUCAAUGGGGGUAUAGUUGAGGGAGUUGAGUAAACAGCCCCGAAAUAGGAGAGGAAAUGAGGGGGUAAGGAAAAUAUGAAGGAGGAUACAUUUGUAUGAGAUUGGGCUGACGGCCAAGAAGAUGGCACCUUGAGCUGAAAGAGACUGUUUUUUUGUAUCUAUAUUUAUGUCAAAGCUACCCUCACCUUUCUGUCUGUACAGAUAUGGACUGUUCCCAUGUGUGGCCUUUAUGUUCUGUACAUUUUUGAGAGUAAUAUUAAAUAAAUUACCAAGUAUUUUAUUCUCAGCACAAACUGUUUACGUUCAGUUCGCUGUAUGCUCUAAAUGUAUAGUGUGCAUAAGAAAGAAAAAUUAAGAACUUUAGCUCUUUGGCUAGCAUGGCAAAAGACACACAUGUACAUAGUUUAAUUCUAACUAUACUUUAAGUCUAAUUAAGAAAGCUAAUUGCUGUAUUUUCAGUAUUGACCUGUUCAUCAUUCUAAAUGUUGUAGAGAUAAAAAGCUGCAAAAUGAUUGCAAACAAUUACAUAGCCAUCACAUAGCUAUUUCAUUUAUGUGGUAUCUAUUUGAUUUAUUUAUUAAUUGUAUUUCAUACUUUUUUGUUCAACGACAAUUUCUAUUUGCCUCAUACUGUUACUCUUAUAUGUUUAAUAUUCUUUGAGUUUGACAUAACAAUGUGCAUAUCUGCAAGAAUUUGUUUUUUAUUGUCAUGCUUCGUGUUGUAUCCAUCCAUCCAUCUACUGAUUUCACUGUGUCAAAGAAGCAAAAUGACGUACAGAAAACAACUCUGCUUUGAUAUAUUCUGAGUUUAAGAAUUAGAAGCCAGCAAAUGUAUGGUCAUAGGACUGCAUAUGUGUACAUUGUGUUUUAUUAAACAACA